Molecule: messenger RNA, 6479 nt
Organism: Vitis vinifera (wine grape)
Lineage: Eukaryota; Viridiplantae; Streptophyta; Magnoliopsida; Vitales; Vitaceae
Exons: 16
Coding region: 61-6144 (2027 amino acids)
Biological process (GO): protein phosphorylation; recognition of pollen
Molecular function (GO): ATP binding; protein serine/threonine kinase activity
Source: RefSeq, a predicted model, not a curated record
UUGGUUGACCCAAUCAAUGAGAUAGGCCAUUUUUUUUGUGAAUUAGGAACAACACCAGACAUGGUUGUUGAUAGAAAACAUUGGGGAUUAAUUCAGCAGCAGCCUCUACCACAGCUCCAAGUGAAGAAGGGAAGUCUUAACUACCUAAUGGUAAUCAAUAGAAGAAGAAUUGCAAUUACAUGGUCAACAACAAUUCACAUGGUAUCUACCAUCUUCAUCUUGUACCCAAUAUUGUUGUGUUGUUAUCAAACAUGUGCAGCAAGAGAUACCAUAAGGCAGAAUGAUCCGAUCAGUGAUGGUGAUGGAGAAACUCUCUUGUCUGCUGGUAAGACAUUUGAAUUGGGGUUCUUCACCCCUAAUGGGAGCUCUAGUCACCAAAGAUAUGUUGGUAUAUGGUAUUACAGGUUGGAGCCGAAAACCGUUGUGUGGGUAGCCAAUAGAAACGACCCACUGCCUGAUUCCACUGGAGUUUUGUCCAUUCAAGAUGGUAACCUCGUGUUGAAUUCGAAUGGAAGAGGGAGACCUUUCUGGUCAACCCCUCUCCAGAAAUCGUCAUCUACAGAAAAGGUAGCGCAGCUCAUAGAUUCCGGGAACCUGGUUCUGAAGAAUGAUCAGCUGCAAACAAGUCUGUGGCAAAGCUUUGGAAACGCAACUGAUACUUUUCUUCCAGGUAUGAAGAUGGAUGGCAACUUGGUGUUGACUUCAUGGAAAAGCAGCAGUGACCCGGGUUCGGGGAACUUCACUUUCAGGAAAGAUCAAGUAGCACAGAACCUGUACAUCAUCCAGAAUGGGCCUAAUACAUACUGGAAGAGUGGGAUAUCAGAUGAUUUCAUUACAUCCGGUUGGGACCAUAAGAUGUAUUCUGAAUUAUCCAAAAUGUUAUCAAAUUCCAGCAUUAAUAGUAGCCAACCAACAACCUCUUUUUAUUAUAGGAGGUUGGUGAUGAAAUUUUCCGGCCAGAUAGAGUAUCUACAGUUCCGUAAUCAGACGGGCUCUUGGUAUUCGCUUUUGAAGGAACCAAAAAACAGUUGCGAUGGGAAUAAUCCCUGUGGGAGUUUUGCCAGCUGCAGUACUAGAAAUAGGAUUUUGUGCAGGUGUUUGCCAGGAUUCCAACCAAAUUUUCCAGCAAAGUGGAAUGGUGGAGAUUUUUCGGGGGGCUGUAGAAGAAUUUCACCCCUGUGCAGCAAGAAUGACACUUUUUUGAGGCUAGAGAUGAUGAGAGUGAAAAAAUCAGACACACAGUUCAACACUACAAAUGAAAAAGAAUGCGAAAAUUACUGCAACAGAGACUGUAACAACUGCCAGGCUUAUGCCUAUGUUGAAGCCGAGACUCGUGCAGACACUGCCAUCUGUAUGAUUUGGGAGGAAAAUCUUAAUGACAUUCAGGAGGCGUAUUUGGAUGGCGGCCAUGAUCUCUAUGUGCGUGUGGCAGUUUCUGAUAUAGAACCGAUGGGAAGAAAUUGUAAGAUUUGUGGAACUAAUAUUAUCCCAUAUCCGCUAAGCACCGGAACUGACUGCGGUGAUCCCAAGUACUUGAGUUUCUACUGUGAAAACUCCACAGGCCAAGUUAUUUUUAUGAGACCGAAUAACACAUAUUACCAAGUCACUAGCAUCAGGCCAGAAGCAAAAGAAUUUUCCAUUCAACUUGGUGAAGAUAAUUGUAUAGCAAGUAGCGAUGCCAUGAAGAAACUUCUGGAGUUCAACCAGGACUCACCAUUUUUGGUGAAAAGUGGGUGCACGGCAGAGAAGAGUACUUCUAGUUUGUAUCCAUUUUCUGAUGCUGAAUGGUUACGCGAAAUACAGAUUGAGUGGAGACCUCCAUUGGAACCAAUCUGUAAUUCUACUGAAGACUGCAAGUACUGGGCUCAUUCAAAUUGCAAUACAACAGGAGAUGGACAGAAAAGGUGUCAUUGCAAAAUAAACUAUCAGUGGGAUCCCACAAAUGUCAGUUGCUUUCCAGUAGAAGCAGGUCCUUCACAGAGAAAGCAGCAGCCAUAUGUGAUCUUCAUUGGGAGUGUUGUAGCUGUGAUUGUUAUCUCAUGCUUCACUGUCUUUAUAUAUUAUUUGAGGAGAAGAAGGGUGUCAGAGAUGCAAGAACACAGGGGAAGUAUUCAAGGAAAUCCAGUGCUUCAUCUGUAUCACAGUGAGAGACGCGUCAAAGACUUGAUUGGCUGGGGCCAGUUCACAGAAGAUGACAGGGAAGGCAUAGAUGUACCAUUUUUUGAUCUGGGAAGUAUACUAGCUGCUACAAAUAAUUUGUCAGAUGCAAAUAAGCUAGGGCAAGGAGGUUUUGGCCCAGUAUACAAGGGGAGCUUUCCAGGAGGACAAGACAUUGCUGUGAAGAGGCUCUCAAGUGUUUCAGGACAAGGACUAGAAGAGUUCAAGAAUGAGGUUGUGCUGAUUGCCAAACUUCAGCAUCGAAAUCUUGUCAGACUUUUGGGCUAUUGUGUUGAAGAAGAUGAAAAGAUAUUACUCUACGAGUAUAUGCCAAAUAAAAGCUUAGACUCCUUCAUAUUUGACCGAACGCUUCGCUUCUUAUUGAACUGGGAGAAACGCUUCGACAUCAUUUUGGGGAUAGCUCGUGGGCUUCUUUAUCUUCACCAAGAUUCUAGGCUGAGGAUCAUUCACAGAGACCUGAAAACAAGCAACAUUCUGCUGGAUGAGGAGAUGAAUCCCAAAAUUUCGGACUUUGGCUUGGCAAGGAUUUUUGGGGGCAAACAAACUGAAGCAAGCACAAACAGAGUAGUUGGAACUUAUGGCUAUAUGUCUCCAGAGUAUGCACUAGAUGGCUUCUUUUCCAUUAAAUCCGAUGUUUUCAGCUUCGGUGUUGUUGUACUCGAGAUCAUCAGCGGGAAAAGGAACACUGGAUUUUAUCAGUCUCAACAAGCUUUAAGCCUUCUGGGUUAUGCAUGGAGAUUGUGGCAAGAGAACAAGGCAUUGGACUUGAUGGAUCAGUCACUGCAUGAAACAUGUGAUGUCGCUGAAUUUUUGAGAUGUGUAAAUGUUGGGCUCCUCUGUGUUCAAGAAGACCCGAGCGAUCGUCCUGUCAUGUCGAAUGUAGUUUUCUUGCUUGGCAGUGAAACUGCAACUCUUCCAACUCCUAAACAACCAGCUUUUACUGUGAGAAGAGGGGUUUUCAGCACAGCUUCUUCAUCUAGUAAACCAGAGACAUGUACCAAUGAGUUAACAGUCAGUGUAGACGAUACCAUCACACCGGAGGAUUGGCUUAGUAAUGAUGGAGGAACUCUUGUUUCUGCAGGCAAAACUUUUGAACUUGGCUUCUUUAAUCCAGAUGGAAGCUCCAAGAUUGGAAGAUUCGUGGGCAUAUGGGAUUACAGGUCGAAACCACGAAGAGUUGUAUGGGUGGCCAACCGAAAGAAACCCCUUCCCCUUUCUGAUACCCCCUCUGGAGUUUUUUCCAUUAAAGAAGAUGGUAAGCUCAAGGUAUUGGCCGAAAUUAAUGGAGCAGUUCAUUGGUCUACUGAUAUUGAAACAUCUUCAUCUAAAGACAGGAUGGUGAAGCUCAUGGACUCUGGGAACCUUGUAUUGAGUGACAACAGAUCCGGAGAGAUUCUUUGGGAGAGCUUCCGUAAUCCCACCGAUACUUUUCUUCCUAGUAUGAAGAUGGAUGAAAGCUUAAUAUUGACCUCAUGGUUAAGCCCCGUUGACCCUGCGCCUGGAAACUAUACCUUCAAGCUAGAUCAAGAAAAAGAGAACCAGUAUAUCAUAUCUCAAAAUUUAUAUGUCCAACGUUGGCGCAGUGAGGACUGGGAUAGAACGUUUGAUGGGAUGCCUGAAGCAAUACGCAGCUUCUUGUCCAAUAUCUCCAGGAAUGACGCCUAUACAAGGCAUAGAUCUAUCCCCAACUCAUCAGUUGAAAAACAGUUGGUAAUGAGUUCUUCAGGGGAAAUUCAGUACUAUGCAAAUUGGAAUACAUCGUCUCCAGUCUGGUGGGCACCGCAAGACCGAUGCAGUGUGUCAAAUGCUUGUGGGAAAUUCGGAAGUUGUAGCACUAAGAAUGCUUUGAUGUGCAAAUGUUUGCCUGGGUUUAAACCAGUCUCGCCGGAUAGUUGGAAAACUGGAGAGUUCUCAAGUGGGUGUACCAGAAAGUCACCCAAAUGCAAGAAGAAUUCCAGUGAAGACAUGUUCCUGAGUUUAAAGAUAAUGAAAGGGAAAAAUCCAUACUCUUCUAUUUUAGCAGAUACGAAUGAUGGUCAAUAUUGCAGAAAGGCUUGCCUUAGUGACUGCCAAUGUCAAGCAUAUGCUCAAACUAAAAUAACACAAAGGGGCAGUAACCCAGAAUGCUUGAUUUGGACAGAUGAACUUAGUGGUCUUCAGGAGGAGUAUGCCUCUGAUGCUGACAACCUCUUUGUUCGUGUAUCUAUUUCAGACAUAGAAUCAACAGUAAGAAAUUGUCAAACUUGUGGCUCAAACAUGAUUCCUUAUCCUCUAAGCACUGGAUCAAAGUGUGGUGAUCCCAUGUACUUCAAUUUUGAAUGUAACAUUACCACAGGCCAGGUUCAGCUCAAGGUAUCUGGUGGCACCUACCGGGUAACUAGCAUUAAUCCAGAGACAUUAACAUUUGUAAUCCAACUGAAAGAAUCAGAUUGCAGUUCUCGAAGUCUUAUCGACAAAAUUCCACCACUGAACCCGCCUUUUCACAUGACCAAUGUCUGCACAGUGGUCAAAAUCGACAAUUUUGGCUCUGAGAAGUCAUUGGAAAAUAGCAUUGAGAUAGAGAUCAGUUGGGAUCCACCAUUGGAGCCGGUGUGUACCUCAUCAGCAGACUGCAAGGAUUGGCCUAAUUCAAAUUGCAGGACACAAAAUGGAACCACUAAGUGCUUUUGCAAUGAAAAAUUUAAGUGGAAUGGAUCAAGUUUAGAUUGUACACAAGACCUUGGCAAUAAGAUGUCGUCAUCAUCAUCUCCGGUAGUUGUGGUAGGCAUAACAAUUGUUGUUGUUGUAGUUGCGCUUUUAAGCACCAUUGGUUAUAUUGCUUAUUUGCACAAAAGAAACAUCACCAAAAGGAAAGGAAACAGGGCAAAUCCUGUGCUGCACUUGUAUGAUAGUGAAAGCCGUGUGAAACACUUAAUAGACUUGAAGCAAUUCAAAGAUGAGGAUAAGGAAGGCAUUGAUGUACCAUUUUUCGACUUAAAAGACAUCCUGGCUGCUACGGAUAACUUUUCAGAUUCGCAUAAGCUUGGACAAGGGGGCUUUGGGCCGGUUUACAAGGGCAAAUUUCCAGAUGGGAAGGAAGUAGUUGUGAAGAGACUCUCAAGUGCUUCAAGGCAAGGCCUAGUGGAAUUUAAGAAUGAGGUUGUGUUGAUUGCCAAACUUCAGCAUCGAAAUCUGGUUAGACUUCUGGGCUAUUGUAUUGAAGGAGAAGAGAAAAUUUUACUUUAUGAAUAUAUGCCCAACAAAAGCUUAGACUCCUUCAUAUUUGAUCGAAUGCUAUGCGUGUUACUGAACUGGGAGAGUCGCUUCGACAUCAUUUUGGGAAUUGCUCGAGGGCUAAUUUAUCUUCACCAAGAUUCUAGGUUGAAGAUCAUUCACAGGGACUUGAAGACAAGCAACAUUCUACUAGAUGGGGAUAUGAAUCCCAAAAUUUCAGACUUCGGAUUGGCCAGGAUCUUUGAGAGCAAGCAAACAGAGGCAAACACAAACAGAGUAGUGGGCACUUUUGGCUAUAUGUCUCCAGAAUAUGCGCUAGAUGGGUUUUUCUCAGUAAAAUCUGAUGCCUUUAGUUUUGGUGUCGUUGUACUUGAGAUCAUCAGUGGGAAGAGGAACACAGGAUUUUAUCAAUCUGACCAAGCUAUGAGCCUUUUAGGUUAUGCAUGGAGAUUGUGGAAAGAAGACAAGGUGUAUGAUCUGAUGGACCAGACACUAAGUGAAACAUGCAACAUUAAUGAAUUCUUGAGGUGUGUAAAUGUUGGGUUGUUGUGUGUACAAGAAGACCCAAGUGAUCGCCCCACCAUGCCCAAUGCAUUUCUCAUGCUCAGCAGUGAGAUAGCCACACUUCCAGUACCCCAGCAACCAGCCUUUGUUGUGAGAAGAGGGCCGCCCAGCUUAGCUCCUUCCUCUUCCACCAAUCCGAAAACAAGCUCCAACAAUGAGAUAACUGACAGCUUAGAAGAAGGUAGAUAGUUAGGGAGAAUCAACCAUAAGUCCAGUCUUGUCUGUUGGUGUUAUCAACUUCAUAUAUGCUGCAUCAGAAUUGGAUUUCUUAGGACAUAAUCACAGGUGUGUUUUAGUGUAAAUUGAUUUCCUGAAUAUCUAUUCGAUUGUUCUCUACACCAAUUGUAAAUCACUGACUUCCCAUCUUAUUUUCUAUAUUUUUGCCUUAAGCCCGCAAGGUGAAGUAGACCCAAAACUGUCUUAUUCUUUGGUAGUACUGCUGCUCAUUUUUCUUGUGUAUUUAUUUAUAAUCACUGUGUGGAAGGAAAGUUCUUAUUCAAGAAUCAUCAUCCAAUUGACACAUG